UGGCAGCAGGUGUGUGAUCUCCAUGCCCUGCAGUGGUCAGAAGAUGGAGAACUUCUCACUCCUCAGCAUCUCUGGACCUCGAAUCUCCUCCUCUUCCCUGAGCACUUUUCCUGACAUUAUGUCCUCACGUGCCACCAGCUUGCCAGACAUUGCAAAGACAGCGUUACCCACGGAAACAUCCAGCCCAGCUCAGGCCCUGCCACCCCAGUACCAAAGCAGCGCUCUCCGGCAUGGGGUGCACAACACAGUGCUCUCACCAGACUGCACCCUGGGGGACACCCAGAGCGGGGAGCAGCUGAGGCGGAACUGCAUCAUCUACCGGCCCUGGUUCUCCCCCUACAGCUACUUCGUGUGCGCAGACAGACAGAGCCACCUGGAGACCUACAGCUUCCCAGAGGUGCAGCGGGACGAGGGCAGGGGGGACAACUGCCUUCCCGAGGACAUGGCUGAGAGCAUCUGCUCGUCCUCUUCCUCCCCAGAGAACACUUGCUCCCGAGAAGCCACCAAGAAAUCUCAGCACGGCCUGGACUCCACAGACCACAUCACAUCCCAGGACAUCAUAACGGCCUCCAAGUGGCACCAGACACCGCAGAACAGCUACAAGUGCGCAGCCUGCUGCCGCAUGUACCCAACCCUGCACUCCCUCAAGAGCCACAUCAAGGGGGGCUUCAAGGAGGGCUUCAGCUGCAAGGUGUACUACCGCAAGCUCAAAACCCUCUGGGGCAGGGAGCAGAAGGCCUGGCCCGGGGACAGGCACUCCUCAGGCAGCUGCCAGGCCUUCAAAUAGUCUUGCCGCACGCCUCAGGUAAA
This is a messenger RNA of Lemur catta (Ring-tailed lemur), 810 nucleotides long. It is a transcript of the gene SPATA46, whose product is annotated as spermatogenesis associated 46. The coding region runs from base 23 to 787 and encodes 254 amino acids. The record is from RefSeq and is a predicted model, not a curated record. Lineage: Eukaryota; Metazoa; Chordata; Mammalia; Primates; Lemuridae. Gene Ontology annotation, cellular component: nuclear membrane. Gene Ontology annotation, biological process: fertilization. The transcript has 3 exons.